UGUAAACAAAUUGUUACAAUCUCCCGCAACAACACUCGCAUUGGCAAAGGAAGUAACGAUGGACUACGACGGCAACUCGUGUGCCCGUAACUGGGUCACACAGCUGCAAAACAUUGCGCAGGUGUACAACUUGGACUCGUUUGGUGUGCGCAUGCUUCUUAUUGCCAAACUAAAAGGAAAAGCCCAAGUUUGGCUGCACGCAAACGCAACACGCAUUUUGGAGCCAACCGACCACCUUUGUGAGCAGCUGAUCCUAGCAUUUGCAACUAAGAUGUCAAAGGGGGAGCUGAGGAACGCGUUCCAAAAUCGUCAGUGGCGUUCAGGAGAAAGGUUCGCUUCUUAUUUCGAGGAGAAAGUUAUGCUGGCCAACGAUAUAAACAUCGACAAGGAGGAGCUCCUCGAAAACAUCAUCGAAGGAAUUCCAGCACCAGGGCUACGCGACCAAGCUCGCAUACAAUGUUUCGCCGAACCUGGGCAGAUUUUGAAAGCCUUCUCUGCAAUCCGUUUACCUGAACGAAAGCAGGAGGUCAAUUCUUCGCAGCACUCUUCCGGAAAGAUUGCAGACACAAAGGACUUCCGUUGCGCCAAUUGCAACUCAAAGGGCCACUACGCCAAGGACUGUCAGAAACCGAAACGAGAGCCCGGAUCAUGCUACGCAUGUGGCAAAUUUGGACACUUUGUGGGUCAGUGCCCUGAGCGUAAAAGCGCAAAUGCAAAUAAAUACCAUGCCUCAUAGACACUGGCAGCCCAAUAUCAUUCGCCAAAACAGCUGUUAUUUCCUCUAAAAUUAAGAUGGAGUCCGUCUCUGAAAACUAC
Molecule: messenger RNA, 816 nt
Organism: Drosophila suzukii
Lineage: Eukaryota; Metazoa; Arthropoda; Insecta; Diptera; Drosophilidae
Source: RefSeq, a predicted model, not a curated record